GACAUUUACCAACAAAAUAAGUUGGGUUUUUUUGUUUAUAGUGUGAAAAAAUUGAAAAUAAAGAAAUUUUUAUAAAAUUAAAACAUAUUGUUAACAAAAUAUAACCAAAAAAAUAUGGCACAAACUGAGACGCAUCUCCCUGAACAACUGGACAAUGAAGAAGUUCGAGAAAUCUUAAAAAAUACCACCGAUUUAAGACAAUAUUCACGACAGAUUGAGAAAGAGUUUAAGGAAGUUGAAAACAAAUCAAUAGAAGACUACAUUAAGGAAUCUCAAAAUAUAGCAGCCUUACACAAUCAAAUUGAUGAAUGUGAUGAUGUGCUAGAGCGUAUGGAAAAUAUGUUGAUGAGUUUUCAAAGUGUCCUCAGUAAUAUAAGUACCGAAAUUACACAGUUGCAAAAGAAAUCGGUGGCCAUGUCAGUACAACUUACCAACAGGCAAUCGGUUAAGGCUCAACUAUCACAAUUCAUAGAGGAUAUGGCGGUGUCGGAAGAAAUGAUUAUGUCUAUAAUGGAAACACCCGUCACCGAAAAGGAAUUUGAGAAGCAAUUGAAUAUUUUAAAUCACAAAUUGUCCUUGGUGAAGGAAUUAAGUUUUAAAGAAUCCAAAUCGACAGCAGAUGUAGCGGAUGUUUUGCACAAGUUGAGACUUAAAGCCAUGACUAAAAUACGCCAAUAUAUGCUGGAACAAAUUUAUAAAUUCCGCAAACCCAUGACCAAUUAUCAAAUACCACAGAAUGCCAUGUUGAAACAUAAAUUCUUUUUUGAAUUUAUACUCUCGAAUGAGCGACAAGUGGCUCAGGAAAUAUGCAAUGAGUAUAUAGAUACUAUGAGUAAAAUUUAUUACAGUUAUUUUAAGAGCUAUUCCUCCCGCUUGUCAAGCUUAAAAUUCGAAGAAUCUUGUACUAAAGAUGAUUUAAUGGGUAUUGAGGAUAAUAUAUCCAAAGGUUUAUUUGCAAAAGCUACUAGUUUGAAGAACAAAAGUACUAUAUUUACCAUUGGCAAAAGAGGCGAGAUUUUAAAUCAACAACUGGAAGCUCCUAUUAUAGUGCCACAUGCCCAAAUGAAAAAUAGGGAGGCAGCCAGCUCAAGCAAAGCUGUCUCCGUCAGCAUGGCCCAUGAGAUUCAUCGCACUUAA
Messenger RNA from Lucilia cuprina (Australian sheep blowfly), 1137 nucleotides. Its product is annotated as vacuolar protein sorting-associated protein 52 homolog. Gene Ontology annotation, molecular function: syntaxin binding. Lineage: Eukaryota; Metazoa; Arthropoda; Insecta; Diptera; Calliphoridae. Bases 115 to 1137 code for a protein of 340 amino acids. The record is from RefSeq and is a predicted model, not a curated record. Gene Ontology annotation, biological process: endocytic recycling; lysosomal transport; retrograde transport, endosome to Golgi. Gene Ontology annotation, cellular component: GARP complex. The transcript has 3 exons.